Cynoglossus semilaevis (tongue sole) is the source of this 594-nucleotide messenger RNA. RefSeq names its product 5-hydroxyisourate hydrolase-like. Gene Ontology annotation, biological process: purine nucleobase metabolic process. The record is from RefSeq and is a predicted model, not a curated record. The transcript has 4 exons. Bases 185 to 556 code for a protein of 123 amino acids. NCBI's taxonomy places the organism in Eukaryota, Metazoa, Chordata, Actinopteri, Pleuronectiformes, Cynoglossidae.
CAGCUUUUAAUCAUUCAUUCCACCCUUUGAGAACCUUUGUAAGUGCAGGUCUGUUAACACAUUAGCCUGAGUGGAGAAGGGAAUGCAGUGGCUGCAGCUCAGUGAAGUGACAAGAGCGAGGCAGAGAGACACCGGUGGAUUACACAGUUAGGACUAACAGAUCUUUACAACUGUCCAGCUGACGAUGGCAGCAGCAGCAACAGCAUCAGGGUCCAGCCCACUCUCCAUACAUGUGCUGAACACAGGAGGUGGAAUUCCAGCAAUCAAGAUGGACGUGAGUCUGCAUCGACUCAGCUCUGAACUGAUUAUCUGGAACAUGCUGGGUGUAGGAUUAACAGAUGAAAAUGGUUGCUGCUUAGGAAUGAUCAACCGAGAAGAUUUCACCCCAGGCAUGUACAAGGUGCGCUUUGAGACUAGUUCAUACUGGGAAAGUCUGUGCCUGACCUCCAUCCACCCGUACAUCGAGGUUGUUUUCACCAUCAGACGCCCUGAACAGAGGUUACACUUGAAUCUGCUCAUAAGCGGGACUUCUUACUAUACCUACAUUGAAAGCUGAGGUCAUGAAUCUGAAUAAACAAUAUUAAUAUAACAGCA